This is a messenger RNA of Chlorocebus sabaeus (green monkey), 690 nucleotides long. The record is from RefSeq and is a predicted model, not a curated record. NCBI's taxonomy places the organism in Eukaryota, Metazoa, Chordata, Mammalia, Primates, Cercopithecidae.
AUGACAAACCACACAGUGCACCCCGCCUAUGCUGAUGCUCUGAUCACUUAUGAGUUGUCAUUUACGUCUCCCCAGUAUCCCCAGAAGAAACUCGCCAACCUCAAGUUGGAAGUCAAGGCUUCUGAAACCGACCCCGAAGAAGAAGGUGAGGGACCCACCCAAGCUCCUCCUCGGCUUCCCCUCGCCUCCUUCCUCCCCAGAAUCCUCUCCCGGCCUCCCCUGGCACAGCCCCCCAACCCGGCCCGCCCGCCUCUGAGGAAACGUCCCUGUUCCCAGCCUCCUCCAUCCUCUUCCCUCAACCAGAGCCCUUCUGGCAUCUCCCUGUUGUCCUUCCAGGCUACCAGAGCUGCCAAGAAGGGAAAAGCAGCUCGUGGAGGGAGACGCGGGAAGAAACGGGCCGCGAGCAAGAUGGCGGCGGCAGCGACGGCCCCUGAGGCGGGGAGCGGGCCAGCGGCCCCCGGCCCCAGUGACCAGCCCAGCCAGGAGCUCCCUCAGCAUGAGCUGCCCCCCGAGGAGCCAGUGAGCGAGGGGACCCAGGACGACCCCCUGAGCCAGGAGUCCCAGCUGGAGGAGCCGCUGAGUGAGGGGGCGGCCACCGACUACCCCAUCUGGCUGAGCAGCGACUAAGUUCAGUUCCAGUCGCCAGACCUCAGAGAUCUCACCAGCACGGUGGCCCCUGGUGAAGACAAU